AUGGCCAACACCACCGUCCAAGGCGCCAAAGCCAUCCACGGCCAAAAUCCUCAGUUUCUAGUUGAAACAGUUAUUCGAAAUCGGAUUUAUGAUUCGUCGUAUUGGAAAGAGCACUGUUUUGCGUUGACCGCUGAGAGCAUCAUCGACAAGGCUAUCGAAGUGAAAUAUAUUGGAGGAGUCUAUGGAAACCAGCGUCCUACGGAAUUUGUGUGUCUGCUGUUGAAGCUGCUGCAGAUUCAACCUGAGAAGGAGAUUCUGAUAGAGUACUUAAGGGCGGAUGAGUUCAAGUAUUUGAGAGCUUUAGCGGCAUUGUACAUACGGAUGACGUUUAGGCCAGUCGAGGUGUACGAAUUGCUCGAGCCGUUAUUGAAGGAUUAUCGAAAGCUUCGGCAGAGGACUAUGACUGGCUACACGCUAACAUUUAUCGACGAGUUUGUCUACGCGUUGCUAACAGAAGAACGCGUGAUCGACCUCAUCCUGCCUCGACUACCUAAACGAGAAAUUUUGGAAGAGAAUGGGGAGCUGGGACCGCGGAAGAGUCGGCUGCUGGAUGCUAUGGAAGAUAGGGACGAGAGUGAGCGUGGAAGGAGUCGAAGUCGGAGCGGGAGCAGGAGUUCGAGGAGUCGAAGCAGGAGUUGGAGUGGUGGAAGGAGUCGGAGUGGGAGCAGGAGCAGAAGCAGAAGCAGCAGUCGUGGAAGGAGCAGAAGCAGGAGCCCUGUUGUGGGCUAUAUUUCGAGGACUCCAAGCCGCAGUCAAAGCAGAAGUCCCCGUCGUUCAAGGUCUGUUUCGAGUGCGGGUUCGCGCUUCAUCUCUCGCAGCCCGUCGAGGUCUCGUUCGCGGAGUCGCAGUAUCUCUCCAGAUAGGAUGGAUGUGGAUGCGAAGAAGGAUUAG
Messenger RNA from Coprinopsis cinerea okayama7#130, 891 nucleotides. Its product is annotated as pre-RNA splicing factor 38A. The record is from RefSeq and is a predicted model, not a curated record. Lineage: Eukaryota; Fungi; Basidiomycota; Agaricomycetes; Agaricales; Psathyrellaceae. Gene Ontology annotation, cellular component: precatalytic spliceosome. The transcript is spliced from 5 exons. Bases 1 to 891 code for a protein of 296 amino acids.